Chiroxiphia lanceolata (lance-tailed manakin) is the source of this 2329-nucleotide messenger RNA. It is a transcript of the gene TGDS, whose product is annotated as TDP-glucose 4,6-dehydratase. NCBI's taxonomy places the organism in Eukaryota, Metazoa, Chordata, Aves, Passeriformes, Pipridae. Gene Ontology annotation, molecular function: dTDP-glucose 4,6-dehydratase activity. The coding region runs from base 155 to 1303 and encodes 382 amino acids. Gene Ontology annotation, biological process: nucleotide-sugar metabolic process. The record is from RefSeq and is a predicted model, not a curated record. The transcript is spliced from 12 exons.
CAUCGAUUCGCUGGAGGCGGAGUUUUGGUGCUCUGCGCAAGCCGUGCCCGCGCCAGUGCCCUGAGGGGCGGCAAGAGCUACGGUCUUGGGGCCGCGGGGGGAGCGAGGAGGGCGAUUUUUCAAUGAGCCUCUCGCAGGUGCUGCGACUCUGCCCAUGAAACCCGCGGGCCCGUUCCGCGCACGCGCGGCCGUGGGGGGUAGAGGGGAACGGUGCCGUAAAGCGCGGACGAUGUCGGGGCGGGCGGGCGCCUCGGCGCCGCCGGCGUUCGAGAAGCGAGUCCUGGUGACGGGCGGCGCCGGCUUCAUUGCUUCACAUGUAGUGGUCUCUCUCGUGAAAAACUAUCCAAAUUAUCUGAUUAUAAAUUUAGAUAAGCUCGACUACUGUGCAAGCUUGAAGAAUCUUGAAACUGUCUCUGGGAAGGAAAACUACAAGUUUAUCCAGGGGGAUAUUUGUGUGCCUGAUUUUAUAAAACACCUCUUUGAAACUGAGAAAAUAGAUAUAGUCCUUCAUUUUGCAGCCCAAACACAUGUAGAUCUUUCAUUUUGGCAUGCCCUGGAAUUCACCUACGUGAACGUUUAUGGCACUAAUGUGCUGGUUGCUGCUGCACAUGAAGCUAAUGUGGAGAAGUUUGUCUAUGUUAGUACAGAUGAAGUAUAUGGAGGUAGCACUGAUGGGGAAUUCGAUGAAUCUUCACCAAAACGUCCAACAAAUCCCUAUGCCUCUUCUAAAGCAGCUGCAGAGUGUUUUGUUCAGUCUUAUUGGGAAAGGUACCAAUUUCCAGCUGUUAUCACACGAAGCAGUAAUGUUUAUGGACCACAUCAGUAUCCAGAAAAAGUUAUUCCAAAGUUUAUAUCUUUGUUGCAACAGAACAGAAAAUGCUGUAUUCAUGGUUCUGGACUUCAAAGAAGGAAUUUCCUUUAUGCAACUGAUGUGGUAGAAGCAUUCCUUACUGUCCUGAAGGAGGGGAAGCCAGGUGAAAUUUAUAACAUUGGAACAAACUUUGAGAUGUCCAUUGCCCAGCUUGCUAAGGAGCUAAUCCAUUUAAUAAAGAAGACCAGUUCAGAAUCUGAAAUGGAGCACUGGAUGGAUUAUGUCAAAGACAGGCCUACAAAUGAUCUGAGAUAUCCAAUGAAUUCAGAAAAGAUGCACAACUUAGGAUGGAGACCUAAAGUGCCUUGGAAAGAAGGAAUAAAGAAAACAAUUGAAUGGUACAAAGAAAACUUUCACAACUGGAAAAACUCGGAGAAAGCUUUGGAGCCUUUUCCUGUGACAGAACCAUUUGCACAACUCGGUGGUCCGUAGGGUGGUGCAGAACCUGAAGGAGUUUUUUCUACCUCAUGCGAUCUUUUCUUCAAAGCCUGCAAUCAAGUGGCUGCACUGGAGUCCGAAUGUUUUCAAGAUACAUGUGAUGAGUACAGAGCUACAGUGUGGCACAACUUUGGAACGGUUUCAGCUUUUGGUGCAAUACUUUAUUCUCACUAGGUAUUGAUUUUAAAGACCUGCACAGAGUGAAGCAUAUUUAUAAUGCUAUGAAGUAGUGUAACUGAAGUAAAAUCUGCCUUAUUAGCUAAGAAUAAUUAAUUGCAAUUAUAGCUUUGGGACUUUCAGUUAGAUUUGUUUUAGUUGUGAAAUCAUUCGUCUGUAUUAGUUCGUUUUUACAGUGUAAUAUAUUAUUUUUGUCACUUCAAAGAGUUAGGUUUUAUUUUUAAUCAAGAGGAGAAAUGUUAUAUUUUUUUGCGAGUCGAAAUGAGUUGAUAAAAGCUAGACAUGGCACCUGUAUUGUUCUGUCCAUUUCUCUUGGUGCAAUAUUAGCUUCUGUAGAUGGCUGAUUAAACUGUUACCUACUGCAUAACUUUAAAUACCCCUUUUUAAGGAGAGCAAGGGGGAAAGGUGUCAAGAAGUAGUAGGUGUUCUUGCUGAGAUUUCCAGAAGCAUUUUCUUAAACUUUGUCCUCUUUUUACUGUAUUACUGUCUUUUACAUGUUAAUUUCCUUUUCUUAAAUGUAAUUGUAACAAACUUGAAAUACUGGAACACAGUUAACAUUCCAGUGAUAUUAUGUCCUGUAAUAUGAAGGCUAUUUAUAGAGAAAAUGUUUUUAAAUACUUCUUUUUCUGUGAAUUGUGGGUUGGCAGACCUUAUUCAAUGCAGUGUUUCACAAUUUUUUUUUCUGUAACAUUUUAAAGAUAAAACAAUAUUUGAAUUUUAAUGUAAAAUUUGGAAAAAAGCUUCAGUUCUAGAAAUAUGUCAGUGAAUCUUUUUCUAAGUUGAUUCAGUAAUAAAAGUCAUGAUGUAACUGGUUUCUCUUAAUUAAGAAAAGCAUACUGAAAA